AUGUUUCGCAAGACUCUUAAAGCACUUGUAUUCAUUUGUAGUCCCGCGCUUCAAGCCCCAGCCCCAGCGAUAAUAGACAACCCUCUCAGCAACCAUGACAGCCAAGCGCGGGCUGCACCAGACGAUGAGAGGAAUCGCCUAUGCGAUGGGUUGUGUGCCAUUCUUAUUGACGAGUUAAAAACCUGCAAAACGGGGGCACUUCGCAGUUAUUUCGAGCAGCGUCUGCUGGCGCGCGGACUUUCAUCGUGGAGUGGGAGCGCCCUUCCUCAGUAUCUCGACAUGGUGGGGAAGGACCCGGCGGAAUCGCAGGCGGCGUUGCUUUGUGAGUUGUGGCGGCUGGCCAGUCCGCAUUAUUACAAAGCCCCAGACCCCCCCUCGACGGAGGAUGGCCUGAUUGUCCCAUUCGACUGGGCCGCGGUGCUGCGUGAGGUGGCGGCGGACCUCCCUUAUGAAGGGGUCACGGAGGUGGACUUUGUGGACCGCCUGCGGCGACGCUCUCCCGGGAUCCCCACGGAGGAUCUCCCGACGUGGCUGUGGGAGCAUUUUUCCGAUCUCUUUUUGGUCACCCGCUCCGUGGUGACGGAUGGGAUGCUGUACUACCACCGACGGCGCAAUGGCCUGUUAAUUCCCGAUGGCCACGCGGCGGACCUGAAGGAAAAGACCCCACUCGAGAAAGGGGAGAUCGACAAUACGGCCCUCGCGCUGGGGAACGCAUUGCAUUUACUAAAUCGAGGAAAGCAGCUGCCGGUCUGGACCGACUUGGCAGCGGUGGCGGCUCUUCUGCCGACGAAGAUGGGACCUAGUCAGGACAGGUGGUCCGACUUUUUAGACCGACCUGGUGUGCGGGAUCUUUUUGAGGUCGAGUCGGCGGUUAUGGUUCGGUGGCCCACUGAGUCUUUGCGUUCUUCAUCGAUGUUGACUAUUGUGGAUUCCAUCUCUCUCAGCGUACAAGAGCAAGAGUCACUUCUCCAAGAGAUUCUUCCUUUCGGCAGCGACAGCGUGGAUUCAGUGAAGCUUGAAAAGAUGUUGUCCGAAGUGACGUAUUGCGAAGUUAAAGUCAUACAGAAUCGCUGUAAACCCUGUGAUAUUGCAACGAGCUUAAUGCACGCGGAGGAAGUCAUCAUGGAUGAUUUUCUCGAUUCCGAUCAUUUGAUUUGCGCACUCAUUAGUAUCGCCAAACACGAGUCUCCAGGGUGCAUUGUUCAUGUGUUGUGUGGGGAUGCUCUUUUACCGGUCGUUUCAUCAUCCUUGAGGGAUCUCCCGUCGGUCGUGGGGUUGACGGUGUCUCUCCACACCCCUUUAGCUCAUCACUGUGUGAUUCCAGUCAAGAUUCCCGAGUCUGGUACUCUACUCCCCAAGGCGGGAAAGGAGGAGGAAGAGAACCAGUAA
Molecule: messenger RNA, 1389 nt
Organism: Phytomonas sp. Hart1
Lineage: Eukaryota; Euglenozoa; Kinetoplastea; Trypanosomatida; Trypanosomatidae
Source: the annotation of a GenBank genome assembly